Molecule: messenger RNA, 1683 nt
Organism: Rhinichthys klamathensis goyatoka
Lineage: Eukaryota; Metazoa; Chordata; Actinopteri; Cypriniformes; Leuciscidae
Exons: 4
Coding region: 77-1360 (427 amino acids)
Molecular function (GO): protein binding
Source: RefSeq, a predicted model, not a curated record
GGAGUGAAUACAAAAUGAUUCGUGUAUAAGAAUGAAAAUUUAGGAAAUACAUGUGAGGAUAACGUUAAAGGAGACGAUGUCCGCUCCUCAACUAACGGAUGAGAUCUGGAUCCACGUUUUUGGAUUUUUCUCUGUUCGUGACAAAUUGAGUGUUCGUUUAACCUGCACGUACUUUAAAAGACUGAUCGAUCAUUGGACCUUAUGGAAAGGCAGCGUUGUUGUCCUCCAAAAGUUCGAACUCUACGACUCACAUUUUUGGAAAACUCUGCGCCAAAGAAAAACCAAGUCCAUUGUUGUUCAAAAGGCAAAUGCAAAAGGAUUGCGACAUAUUGUGACUGCGCUUCCGUGGAUCAGUUCCGUGACUCUGGCUCAGUGCAGUGAUGGCAAAGCUCUGGCAGAGUUGGGUGCUUUAAAACAACUCGAGAAGCUUGUCAUCCGUCAAUGUUGCUGUCGGAGUCUGACUAGCUCACUUUUAUCUUUGAGACAACUGACUCAUCUCUGCUUGUGUGAGGUCCAGAAAGCUUCAGUAUCGGAGAUAAGUGCUGCUACUUCGCAACUUGUCAAGCUUACCUCACUACACUACCAUGAAGAUAAAAAUCCUAUCUUUAAACCUGUCCUUCAUGGCAUGUUGAGGCGUCUGCCCAAAUUGAAACACCUUUCCUUGAGAUUGGGACCAAAGUAUGGGAUUCUUCCAGAUGAUUAUUUGUGUCCAACUAAAGCAUGUGGGCGUCCUGGAGUUAGUCCGGAUUCAGAGUUCGGGCUGAGCAGUCUGGAGCUGCUGAACUGUUAUGACCCCUGCCUCUCCCCUGUUGCCUUUGACGCCCUGUCCUCCCUUACUAAACUGACGGUGCAUUAUAAACAAUGGUGUGAUGAUCCAACCCUUUGCCGUCUCACAAAAUGGUUGCAAGGGCUUCGUGUACUCUCAGAGCUCAAUAUUUCUUUAGGAUACCCGCUCGGAUUCUAUGCUAAAUCAAUACCCAGGACUGUGCGGCAUUUGUCUCUCAUGGGAGUGAGGGCAGAUUUGAAGGCAGUCAGGAUCAUGGCAGAGCAGGUGCCAGAUCUCCUUCACCUCCACUUGGACUUGUGUUGUCACGACAUCUGCAAUAUAAUCAAAGAAAUUCCUCAGAUGUUCCCAAAUUUGCAGGUCCUAAAAGUGAGACACCAAAAUGUUCCAGCAUCAGUGUUUCUUCAGCUUCACCAUCUGCCUCGACUUCAGCAGUUAGUGAUUUUGGAUGCACCCCAAGGCAGUCCUACGGUACAAGAUCUGAAACGAAAACUUGAUGACCAAACAAACAAUAAAAUCCAUGUGCUUCAUUCCAAUUCAAAGGACCAAACAACUUGUUCUUGUGGUUUUAAUUGAUGCACUUCAUUGUUUCUUAUGUGCAACUUGUGUGUUUGAUGCAUUUGAUGAUUUCAGACAUAUACAGAUACUCAUGCCUUUCACACAGUUGUUUUUGUAAUAUAGAGGAACAUGUAUGUGGAAGAUGGAAAAUGGACAUAAAUUGUAAAUAGUGGAUUAGUGGACAUUUUUUUACAUUUGUUACAUUGUCAAUGAUAUUGUAUGCCAUCAGCAUUCACUUGAUUCUUUACAAAGUGGAAUAUAUUUAGAAAAUGGUAUAAUCUUUCAUUGUCUCUUUGUAAAUUGUCUUAAAUAAAGUAAUGAAAUAAAGACUACAGUAAGAA